AUGUCCCGCCCACAAAACGCCCAACCUACCUCCUCCAUUGACCGUCUAGCUGUCAGGCUGCCACCUUUCGUGCCAUCCGACCCUGAAUUAUGGUUUUGCAUGGUGGAACGAAGUUUCGAAGCCUCAGGAAUCACAUCUGAAUCGACAAGAUUCGGGUAUGUCCUGGGAAAUUUGGAUCCGCAGUACGCAGCCGAAGUGCGGGACAUUAUAAUAAACCCACUGGCGACUGAACCAUAUGCUACUAUCAGAGCAGCACUCAUUCGUCGGUUGGGCCCUUCACAAGAAUUAAGGACCAAACAAUUGCUGGGACAGGAAGAAAUCGGUGACAGGAAACCAUUCCAAUUUCUGCGUCACCUUCAAAACCUGGCUGGAAAUUCUACUCCAGAAAAUCUAUUACGCACAAUCUGGUCAGGUCGCCUUCCGCAAAAUCUACAGACGGUCACUGCAACGAUGAAGGACAAGCAGUUGGAUGAAGUUGCCGAAAUAGCUGACUAUAUCAUGGAAGCAACGCAAACACAGUCCGUGAUAGCAACCACGGCCACGCCUUCUCCACAGCACAAUGCCAUCCAACUACUGACCAAUAAGGUGCAAGCACUUCAGUUGGAUCUGCAUCAAAUAAGACGACAUAUGGCAAGAG
This is a messenger RNA of Agrilus planipennis (emerald ash borer), 637 nucleotides long. RefSeq lists its product as uncharacterized. The record is from RefSeq and is a predicted model, not a curated record. The transcript has a single exon. The annotation marks the transcript as partial. Lineage: Eukaryota; Metazoa; Arthropoda; Insecta; Coleoptera; Buprestidae.